This is a messenger RNA of Acanthoscelides obtectus, 1474 nucleotides long. NCBI's taxonomy places the organism in Eukaryota, Metazoa, Arthropoda, Insecta, Coleoptera, Chrysomelidae. The record is from the annotation of a GenBank genome assembly.
UGUCGCAAUCUUUAUUUAGAAAGCACGUAUUAUACUUCGCUGCCGUUUAAUAUUUAAAAAGAUCGCCAUGCCGAAAGUAUCAAGCUCUAAAGCUGAUUUACUUAAGAAAUGGAUAAAGAAUGCUAAACAUUUAUCCACUGAUGGAACAGUUGUAUACUGUAACGCCUGUUCAAAGCAAGUAUCCUCAAACCAGAAAUUUCAGAUCGAUCAACACCUUGCUACAGCCAUUCACAAGGAAGUGGAGAAGCGAUUUAACGGGAAAGUACAACAUACGUUUGUUUCAACUGCGUUAUGUGGCAGCUCCCAACAAAACCAGGAUUCUAAAAAUGAAUUUUAUGCAACUCCAUGGCACAAUCAACCAUACCAUGGAAUAAAUUAGAACAACCGGCGUUCCGUAAAUUUUUUGAAAAAUAUUGUAACCGCCAUAUCCCAAAUGAAUCCACAUUGCGCAAAAACUAUUUGAAGAAAUGUUACCAGGUACGUUUAGAAAAUAUUAGGGAAAAGUUAUGCACCACAAAUAUUUAUAUUCAAAUUGACGAAACAACAGAUGCACGUGGUCGCUUUGUUGAAAAAAAAACUUGUUGGUAUUUUAAACGACUCUACCCCUCCAGUGUCUUAUUUGAUUAAGCCUUAGAAAAAACGCUUAUAUGAUCAAAGCUGGAAAAGCUUUACUGGUAUUUUACCCGGAAUUAAUACAUUGCACCUGUAUGGCUCAUGCAUUCAAUAGAUUAGCCGAAUUAGUACGUGCAGAAUAUCCUUCUGUUAAUAAUUUAACUAAUAACGGAAAAAAGGUCUUUUUAAAAGCUCCCUUAAGGGUAGAAUUUUACAAAGAAAUGGCUCCUGGCUUGCCCUUACCACCUGAGCCUGUUAUUACAAGAUGGGGUACAUGGCUCAAUGCUGCCUUGUUUUAUGCAGAUAAUUUCGUAAAAAUCAAAGAAAUUUUUCUUUUGCUUGACGCUGAUUCUAUAGCACUUAGAUCUUGUAGGAAAUCGAUACUAGAGUCAAACAUUUUAGAAGACUUAGCCUUUAUUAAAGUUCAUUUUUUCAUGCUAGCAAAAGUAAUAAUGGAGCUGAAAAAUACCCAGUUAUCAUUAAACGAAUCUUUCAGAAUCAUAGAAAAGGUGAUUGAAGAACUAAGUCUUAUUCCUGAAGAAAUUGGAAACAAAGUUAGGGUUAAAUGAGAAAGUGUUUUAUUUCGCAAUCCUGGAUACCAACAAAUAAAAAAUGUUUGUUACAUUUUGAGAUUACAGAGCCAAAGUGAUCCGGAUAUUAAAAUGAAGCCUUCAGACAUAGCUUCCUUGAAAUUUGCGCCGAUCACACCAUAUUCGGCUUUUAAAAAUUUAUUAAUAGACAAACGCCAUCAUUUAAGCAUGGAUAGUAUUAACCAGUUAUUAGUUUUAUACUACAACCCUAAUGUUUAACUUUUUGUGUGUGUUAUUUUCAAUUAGUAUUGUACUGUUCAUUACAGAAAAAC